UAAAAGGGUGGGGGCGCGUGGCUCCUCUCACUCUCACGGCAGGACAACCUGAGGGCAUCAAUGCGAGACAACAUGACUCACCACUGCACCAAGUUCUCUGGCCACUGGAAGAUCAUCGUCUACGAUGAGGAGUGCUUCCAGGGCCGCCACCACGAGUUCACCUCCGAGUGCUGCAACGUGAUGGAGUUCGGCUUUGAGACGGUGCGCUCCCUGAGGGUGGAGAGCGGCGCCUGGGUGGGCUAUGAGCACGCCUCCUACCAGGGGCAGCAGUUUAUCCUGGAGAGGGGGGAGUACCCCCAGUGUAAUGCCUUUGGGGGCAGCAACGCCUACCACAUCGAGAGGAUGACCUCCUUCAGACCCAUCGCCUGUGCCAACCACAGAGAGUGUCGGAUGACUAUCUACGAGCGUGAGAACUUCCUGGGCCGUAAGGGCGAGCUCAGCGACGAUUACCCCUCCCUCCAGGCCAUGGGAUGGUGCAACAACGAAGUCGGCUCACUCAGGAUCCAGUCUGGAGCAUUUGUGUGCUACCAGUACCCCGGUUACCGUGGAUACCAGUAUAUCAUGGAGUGCGACCGUCACUGUGGGGAGUACAAACACUUCAGGGAGUUCGGGUCCCACUGCCAGACCCCUCAGAUCCAGUCCAUCCGCCGCAUUCAGCAGUAACGGCUGACCCAGAACCCGUUCUCCCCUGUGACCCUUCACCCCCGCCCGCCGCUGCCACCCAGUGCUGAAUAAACUGUUUUUCUUAAACAUGACUGACCUCCACCAACAUUUCUGCUUCUGUGAGGCUCCUGGAUCGCUCCUGUCCGCGGGUUUCCCGCCAAUAAAAAUUGGGCUGAAAAUAAAGAGUGAGACAAGUGGA
This is a messenger RNA of Oryzias latipes (Japanese medaka), 862 nucleotides long. It is a transcript of the gene cryba4, whose product is annotated as crystallin, beta A4. Gene Ontology annotation, biological process: visual perception; lens development in camera-type eye. The record is from RefSeq and is a predicted model, not a curated record. NCBI's taxonomy places the organism in Eukaryota, Metazoa, Chordata, Actinopteri, Beloniformes, Adrianichthyidae. Gene Ontology annotation, molecular function: structural constituent of eye lens.